AUGGAGAGCAUCCGGGUGAGCCUGCAAACUGUACACAAUACCAGCAUUUUAUUCUAAUAUAGCUCGCCUUAUCAGAGAUUCCCUAUAGCUGCUAGGAACAAUUAAUGUGAUUCUGGUCCAUAUGACACCAAGUGGAGUUAUUGGUUUCAGGGGGUCAGCGAGGAUCACAACAAAAAUCUGCAAAAUAAAUAUAUAUAUAUUUAAAUCAGGAGCACAGUGACUUCAAUGCUGUAUGCUAUGUUAACUCUUAUCAGGACCUGGGUUAGCCGUGAAGGAGUUAACAUGAUAUCUGGUCACAGUGUAAUAUUGCUUGGAAACAACAACAACAACCAAAGCUUCUCUGUGUUUACUGAACGCUCUGGCAUUUCUAUAUGCUAAUCAUGAGGUGCUUAUUCCACUUUUUGAUGGAGAGAACUGUAUUCAUACUGUUUGCAGAAUUCUAGAAUUUAGAAUGUUGAGUGAUCCAUGGUUUGGGAAACUAUGUAACUUGUAGUCGAAAACUGAUUUGUAAAUUUCAGGGGGAAAGUGUUGGUUUGGAAAGUUGUCCAAUUUAGCAGUUGUGACAGUUUUGCAUAUUGAAUGCCAUUUAAGAUUUGUGGGUUUUUCACCACAACCCGAUAUUUAGUGAAUAAUCCAUUAUUGAAAGUAACACAAAAUCCCCCUGAAUGCACACAUCUGGAGGACCAGUGAUAUAUUGAUGGUUUUAGCUGCCCAAGCCAAGUUUGUGCACCCUCCCCACUUUUAUCACACAAUAGUCCCUAAUAGAGGGAUACAUUUGACAAGUCUCACUGUGUCUAACUUUCUACACUUAGUCUGUAAAGACCACUACUUAUACUGCACUGCUAAGCGAUUCUAUUGCUAAGCAUACACUUUUGACUAUUAACCCUUCAAUUACUACACAGCAAGCCUAUCCAAUAUAUCAGUUGGAUUAUACUGAUAUACAUUUUAGAUUUAAUAUAAAUGUUUUUUAUUCCUUUGGAAAUCCCUAAAACCAAGAGAUGACUAAUCCUUUCACAUUUUGGUUUUUAACAUUAUUCUUUUAGCAAGAUUUUGGAGACCAAUAAAUGUCCCGACUUAAACGGAUCUCAUUGCCCAGGUUACUCUGACAGGGGAGAUGGUGUCUCAGAACGGUACCAUUGGGACAGUGUGGAUUUCCUGGGAUCUCUGAAGGACAUUCAAAGAGACUCUCGCACACAUACAAGUAGCUGAGACAAUUUAUUCAUUUAAAUGAGAAGUUGGAGAUCUCUUUCAGAAUAAGUUUGACACUUGCAUGGCCGUUGAUAAUAUUUUCGGUUACCUACAAUUGCAGCAACUUUGUAUCGGAGAGCGGAACAAGUGUGCUCAUUUCCCUGUUGCCCCUUCCCUACCCUUCUCACAUUUGUUUUAAUUGUUGUUGAUAACAUUUCUCUAAGUGUUGGAAACCUUUUAUGAUUGUAUAUUAUAUGAUGUAGAAUGCAUAUUUCACUUUGUAUGCUAAAACUUUAAAGGAGCAGUUUUCGCACACUAACAACAUAAUCCAAAUGAAGUUGUUAUGGUGCCAGCAAGUCCCUGGCUUACCUUUAUGCGUUAAACUGUUCAUGAACGGUAUAAUCCCUAAUUAUGUGGUCCAACACCUUUCCUCUUUGCCCCCUGUCCUUCCACUUUCAGAAGGCUCGGAGAGGGGUGCUACUGUUUGGCUUAGAGCAGUCAGCUGAUGUUUUAAGGCAAUCAGUAGCUCCCCAAUCAUAAAACAGUUGGAAAAAGGUACCUUUUACAGAGUGCAUUAGCAGGUAGCAGAGGUACCACUCAGCUGUGCAAAGGUUAACAGGUGCCUUUCUCACAAGCAGCCAACUGAUAAUAUAAUAGUUCUAAAUGAAUAAAUAUAUGUAAAUAGUGCCUGGACAUGCACCCUCCUUCAGUUCUAGUCAACCCAAUAUCCGAUACCUAAAAUGGGAAGUGCCAGCCUGGCUAGUAUGCUCUCCAGGCUAACUGACAGCCAUGCUGACUAGCCCUCUUUAGGAUGGUCUAUACGUAGAGUGUUUCCGAAGAAUGUUUUAUGGCAACGCAAAUGCAUUUAAUGACCUGUUUGGGCUGUGCUUCUGGAGGACUUUUCUUUGGUGUCUCUGGAAACAGACGACCAACCGAGAACUUCCAUAAUUUUUUACUAGUAGUAAUAUUAUUUAUAAACCGUCAACAUAUUCCGCAGCACUUUACAAUUUCAAAUGUAAGGCCAAAAUAGACACCUGGAAAAAGUCUCCAAGUUGGCUAUGCUUCAGUUUCAGCUACUGUGGCUUUAAAUUUGAAAUUCAAUUUCAAUUCCUGAAAAUUCUCACUUUAGCAAAUAACUGUGUCAUCGGCAUUAAAGUUGGUACACCGAUGGCAAAGCUAUCAAUCAGGUUCUCAUUGCUAGGGGGACAUAAACACUAGUGAUGUCCCGAACGGUUCGCCGCGGACGGCGAACAUAUGCGGUAAACUUUGACCCUGUACUUCACAGUCAGCAGACACAUUCCAGCCAAUCAGCAGACCCUCCUACCUCCUGGACAGCAUCCAUUUUACAUUCAUUGUGAAGCCGCAUUCUUAGUGAGCUGUCCAGGAGGUGGGAGGAUCUGGGAGUGAGGGUCUGCUGCUGAUUGGCUGGAAUGUGUCUGCUGACUGUGAGGUACAGGGUCAAAGUUUACCGCAUAUGUUCGCCGUCCGUGGCGAACCGUUCUGGACAUCACUAAUAAACACUUACUUAAGUGAGUAAAACCCCUUGUCUUUUCCCAAUUUAUUUUAUCUGGUGUAGUAUGUUUAAUGCUAAAUGUAUUCAAUUAACACCUACUACCAUAUCUACAACUUGUUAAAAGCUAUGUGAAGGCCAGGAAUGGCAGACAACUUGGCCGGUUACUACAGGUAUCACUAUAAACCGCAAGCAUGUUCUCAUGGCUAUUCUGUAAAAUUUUGUUGGUGAAUAUGUCUGGCACAGUAAGAGUUACACAACCAUUGUUGUGCUUGGGAUUUAGUCACACGCUGUUGUAUAAAUGCUCUGACCUAUGCACAAAGGACAGAAGGUCCUAACCCUUGUAAUCCGAGAGUUUAUCUUGAGGGAUAUUUCUGUGGGAGAUUUAAGAGGAUAUGGUUUAGCAGUGUUGUGUAAAGGAACUGUCCUUCAUCCUACAUGGAUACUGACUUUUGAUGAAGAGAAAGAAGCGAAUGGUAAGUUUUUCAGUAAUAGAACCCUCGAUAUUUACAAUAGAUAAAUUAUCGAUUAUCUUUCAGACAGUGAGUAAUGAAACAGGUUUAUAAACCUAAUAUUGACUAGAGGAGGUGUGGCCGAGCAGUUUCUCCCAAACGGUUGUAGAAUGACUACUCCCAUGAUGCUUUGCCAGCCUUGAAGAGUUGUCGCCCUGCAACAGUUUGCGGGCUACAAUUGUCAAAAAUCUACUGAAAAGAGAAGUGUACUAUAUCAUAGUGUUUACUCUUGUCUCUUGCAUUUAUUAUCUUUAUUUUGCAAAAGGACAGAAAGAGCAUGUGGGUGUUUUAUUUACUGUUACUAGGGCCUGGAGAAAUGUCAUAUAUUAUAUUAUGUCAAGAAUCUCCAAUAACUGCUCUAUUGACUUUUUUUAUGUUGGGGGUACCUCAGAAACACAUAUUUAUGGGGACAUUCUUACAGCAUUCAUCACUAAACUCCAUAAUGUGGCAAAUUAUGAUCUGAAUGUAGGAUGAAUUAGCCAAGCUGUGACUAUAGUUGAGUUGACGUUUAUUAAAAAAAAAAGUAUUUAUUUUUUAACUUUUUUUUUUUUUUUUUUUACAGACCAAUUAUUUUUGCCUAAAUUUUGCCUUCCGGUUUUAAUUUGCUACAUUUUGCAAUUAACAGUGUUAUUCUUUGAAGUGAAAAUGUUGGGAAUUAAAUGUAAGACCAAAAUGGAAGUUUUAAAAUUCUAAUUCACUUUUUGAGUUCCCAAAAAAUCACGGUUUAGUAAAUAACACGGUUAGUGAAUAAUUCUGAUGUAGUAUUGAGGAGGAAGUUCCCGAUACACCAGUGAUCAUAAUAUGAAUGGAAUUAUACGUUGCUGCAAUCAAUGGAGCUAAAUCAAUCUGACUGAGGGGGUUGUUAUCGCUAACAUGUCCCCCACAUUCUUUCUGUUUAUCCUGUUGCAUACUCUUUGAGGAUGAAUGGUCUAUCUCUGUCCAUAUUUACACCAUCUUAAAUGUAAUGUAUGGUCUGCCAGAAUGAUGGUGUGUAUGUUAAAGGAAUGGUAAAAUAAAAAAAUAAAAAAUAUAUUUUUUAUUGCCUUUUUGCAAUAAUCUUUCCAUGAUAUUCCCUUGUGCAUAGCAUCUCUAUUUACAUGUGACGAAAGACAAUUACUUGAUACUUUUUUUUUUCGUUAAGUGUAUUAAUAUUAAUUAUGUUAUUUUUAUGCACAUCAUACAAUGUUAAUUAAAGAAUAAGUGAUUAGCCUAAUCUUUCUACCGAGCCUAUUGAUCUUUCGUGGCGUGUUUAAUCUGCACUGCGAGUCAUGACAAAUGCUGUUAAACAGAUUAAGAGGGUUUUCCAAUCAAUAGUGAAUUGAAAAACUAAUUUGCAUAGUUUGGGCCACAAUUGCCAGUUUGGAUAUUUUUUCAGAUAUAAUUUUUUCUGUACGUAAUGAAUAUUUAUUCUAGUGAUAUUUAAUCCUUUUUUUUUUUGUUUCUUUAUUUUUUCCCGUCUUCACUCUCGCAGUCAGCACCACGCGUGCUUCCUCCCAUGCCAAGGUAUGUCUCUAUGUUGGCUGUACCAAAUAUCAUUUUAUUUUAUGUCAGGGAAGCUGUGAGCAUCAGUCUCUGCAGGGCCUGAUUAAGACCCCAUUGGACCUGGGACUGACCAUUACGAUUUGCCUAAUUACAGAAUUUUAUCGACCGAAAAAAAACACUAAAACAGUCAUACCUCCUAAGUGUCAUAUACCUGCUGGAGGGAAACUCCCAGGAUGCAUGCUUUAGAAUACACAUACACUAUGCUAAUCUCUCAACCAAAUCCAUAGCCCCAACAUCGGACUUCUGUGAAGUAGGAUGUUGGUGGGCGGGUUAAAAGGAUGUGGGUUAGUGAUGUGAAUCGCGUCACUGGCUCUGCCCAGAGAUACAGGCUCCUCAGAAAGGGUGCAAGAGUGGGUGAAGAAUUGUAAGUUCAUCCUAGUGUGAAUGCAUGCCAGGGUGCUUGCCAAUCACGCAGGCUGGCCAACUAAGGACUGGCCAUGCAGACAGAGCUGUUUCAGUGCCCAAAGAUUUCUAAUGAAGCACUCGCUAAACGCUUUCUGGGGACAGUUCCAUUGUGUCUCCCAGCACUCACUUGUUUAGUCCACCCCAUCCCUUCUUACUAGCAGGCAGUGGGCCUAUUCUAUGGGCAUGGGCCUGUAGCUACAGCUCAAGUAGCCCCUAUAUUAAUCCAGCCCUGAGUCUCUGGCAUUCUUGCUGUUAACUUCACUGUGAAUAAAUAUAUAUAUAUUGGCAUAUUAGCCAGCAUUUGACUGGAUAAACAUGUUUGAAAGUUCUAGUUUAUAAAAAAAAAUAAUAAUAAUUUUUAUAUAGGUUAAUCAUUAAAUUGUUUAGAGGUAACACGAACAUGUGGAAAUGUAUAAUAUAUUUUCUACAAAAUGGUCCUUUUAAUUUUGGAGCACACAUGAAUUUAAAACUAAAUUGUUACAAAUGUGCAAAAAUGCCACUUAACGAUAACAAUACUAUACAUACUGCUAGCAAAUGUGUACAUGGAAUUUUACUUUUUUGUUGAAUAUUUUGGUGGUGUAUGCUACAACCAUUUUGCUAGUGAUGGCUAUUACCAUAUCUGUGAGCUGCACAAUGUCUCAGUAAUAUCUAUCAGAACUAAUCUGAAUUCACAAUUUUCACAUUGCUUUUUCAUUUAUUUUUUUCAUGUUUGCAUUGUACCCCUUCUGUGAUUAAAGUACACCUCAGGGUAAGUAUAUAGUGUAUGAAAUUACGUUAUUUAAAUAGAUGUUGUGUUUAUAACAGCUUGUCCUCCUCCUCUCUCCCCUUCCCCCCGCCCCCUUUACAUUUUGUGGCCUUUUCAUUUAUUGUAACUAUAUUUUACUUUAAAGAUGAAAUUCCACUUGGUCGGCCUAAGAAGAAAAAACCUAAAGCAAGCAACACAUCAGGUAAAUAUCUCUCGUUUUAUUUUAAAUUUGCAGAUAACUGUUUCUAAUUAUGUAUUAAAAACCAUGUCCCUGUGCAAUAUGAGCAAACCCUGUUACAAGUAUAGCAUGGUUUAACCCAAGUCUCGUACAAAAUUAGGACAUUCAAGUACAGGGCUGCUUGAAGGUGAUGGGACCACAGAAAAAUCAAAUGUUAAACCGUUGUUGCCAGGGGGCUAACUGUUUGCGUAGAAUCAGAGUAGACUUCUUCUCCGGUAGCAGCAUGUGGGCUGAGAGAGAGAGAGAGAGAGAUCAGUGGCCAUCUUUUCUCAAGAAGAAGAAUAUUGUUUUGAUCAAUGUAAAAAUUAAAGGAACACCCAAAGCAUCAUAACCACUACAUCAAGCAUAGUAAUGAUGUUCGUGUUAGGGGAAAAUAAUAUCAUUGAGUUAUUCUGGCGAUAUUUGUAAACCAUGAACCUAAUGGUCACGUGGUAUUUCCAGAAUGCCUUGAUGACAUUAUUUUUUUGUGUCGGAAUAUUGGCUAUAGUUGAACCACGGAGAUGGCUUAUGUGGGUACCCUAUUAAGUUGGUAGGAACAACACGGAACAUUUUAAUUGUAAGCAGUUGUGGUGCCUAUGGUAGCCAUUGUCUUAAAUUGAGAGUAAAGUGUGUGCAUUUCUUAAUGGAAUUGGUGGUCUAAUUCGUCUACAAAUAGAUGAUCUGUAAAAAUAAACUAAAUCUACAAAUCAAAUACAGUCCAGAAAAUUAUCACUAUUCUAGGUAGUCAGAUCACCUGCCUAAAUUAAAUUAAACUGCAUAUUGGCUGUCAUUAAUGGAGUAACCUUCAGUACAAACUGUACCAAAGAUAUCUGAACAUAUUGAACUUUAAUCACUCACAUGAGGCUCCUGCGGGGUCUAUUAAUAGAGCAGGAUAUCAGAAAUGAUAAAUUAAACAAACUAUGCAAUAAAGAAGGUAUAAACAUUAGAUGACUCUUUACAGGAAAUGUUUAGGAAGGCUGUGUAAGUCAUGUGCAGGGAGGUGUGACUAGAGCUGCACAAACAAAAUGAAUUCACUCCUAAAUGGCAGAGAAUUGAGCAGUGACACUGCAGGGGCAUAAUAUAUAAAAACAAAACUACUCAACUAAGCUAAAGUUGUUUUGAUGACUAUAGUGUUCCAUUAAUAAGGAGAAAAUAUAAAUGGAUAUACUCAUAUAUACAUUUGGUGUCCUUUUGUAAUUUUUGUCUUGGAAAAUAUUCACAAGUAAAUGUUGUGUCUCUGAUUAUGCAUUUUGUGCAGAGGAUAUCUUGCAAGGAACAGCAUUUAGGGCUUCUGAGAGCACAGAACCUCUAACGCCAGAAAAACGAAAGAGGAAAAAAAAGAAGUUGCCCCAAGGUGAGUUAGUACCAAACAGAAAAAUAACGCAAACUAAGCAAUAGGUAGAAUUUUUUUUUUUUUUUUUAAAUAGGUACUGUCAUGUCUAGUGUCUAUGAUUCAUUAUCCAUUGUAAAAAUGUUUUUUAUUAAUUGUCAAAAUAUGGUUAAUUAAUGUGAUGGUAGUAGUGGAUGCAUGGUGAGGGUUAAUUUGGUUACCUUUAACGAAGAACUAUGAGGUGAACAGUGUCUGGGAAGCCAUGGGUUAAAUCUUCUUAGUAUCUGUAAAACAGCCUGCAGUGGUACACCAGGUAAAAGGACACUCUAGACCCUUAAAGCACUUUUAGCUUGCUGAAAUGCUUUAUGUGUGAGGAGUUUGUCCUUUUUAUAAAAUGAGGGGAAGGGGGAUUUCCCCCCCCUUUUUUUUUAUUUUUUUAAUUCUUUAUUUUUGUUGUGCACAAUAGUAACAAGUAGCCCUGGUGCGCCACAACAGCGACGUUGGGAUAGGUUGAAAAACAUUUGCAAUACAGGUUGUGACAUAUGCUAGUCAGGCACAUAUUUUAGGUUAUUAGGAUUAUUAUUUCAACAGUGUAGUUCUCGCUUGUGUAUCUAUAAAACAUCAUUAAAACAAUAUUGAGGCAUCUCUUGGAACAGUGCAAUAAAUGUUGUACCAAAAUACUAAUUCGUGGCUCAGGCUAUUGCGAUUAGACUAUUUUGCUGCUGGGUAUGUGGUAACAUGCUAAUCUGCUGCACCUUAACUACAAGUGGACACAAAGGUGAUUAUGAAUCGCAGAUGAGAGCUUAGACUAUCUGGUCCUAAACUAAACAAAAAAUAACAAGAGGUAGUCUAUGGCAUACUUUACGGCAUCUCUGUGUAGCUAGGCUAUAUGUUUGGCCAGCACUGUCCACUUAAAACAUUUAGUCUAUGCAGUGAUAUUUAUAUUUACGAGGUGUGGGUAGUCCAUAUGUCGAUAGUUGUUGCCGGCUGUGAACGUGCCCUCCAGAUGCAAGUGUGGCAUGUUUACUUGAGAGGCACAGAGGUAGGCUCUUCAGCCGAUGCCCAGUGCAUGGACAUGUCUCUUGUCGUCAGCGUUUGUCUCCUUGAAGGCGUUCCCGAACUGGGGCCCAGCUCCAGUGGUGUUCAGUGGGGUGUUCAGCCGUGCAGCUCCCCGGUUUGCAGCUGUGACUUGGAGGGAUGGAGGUGAGCUUUGCUGGACGCUGGUUCCCGGAGCCGUUGAGUAGCUUAUGUGGGAGGCUGGUUUGGUAGUCUCGUUCUCGCGAGUGUGGGGACCAGUGUGGUCGCUCCUGCAGCAUAGUGGCAUUUUCCACCCGUGGGCUCGUCGGUGUUUGCAGGGUCUGGCUGCCGUUCUGGUUGCUUGUAGUGGAUACCUAUAAUGGCGCCGCCGGGUCACUGGACGGAGCCAUGUGGCCACUAGUUUCACCGCCAGACAGUGAGCCAUUCCACGGUUGCUCAGCAUGGUCCAGAGGCUCACGCAGAAUCGGUCGCAUUCCCCCAGGGGGUUCGAGGUUGGUUGGGCAUGUGUGCUUUGUUUUUGUGGCCUUCGCUGGGUGGCCAUCUUAGCUGCUUCCCAGUGACCCGAUGGGUGCUGGUGCUGUUCCGGCUGUGCUGGACAGUCACUUCUGUAGUUGAUUCGCUGUGUUCCAGGCUUAAGUUGCCGGGAUAUCCCUUUCCGGUGAGACCUCCAGGUAAGUGGUUGUAGUCUAUCGCUUUGUCUGCGUAGGCCUCUAGUAGGCCUCUGGUCGAUCCCCAGUUUGGAGCCUCCGAUUUUGGUCGGGAUGCUUGUUGCUUGGUUCUGCAGUGUUAGGGCUCCCUUCUCCAGGUCACCUAGUUGUCAAUUUGGUGAGUUUGUGCCCUGAUUCUGGCCGUUUGAGAGAGCUUUUGCACGGAGCUCAUCUCCAGUGCGAAACCUCAGCAUGGCAGCUUAAUUCUGCCCCCCGGUGUAUCGGGAAGGGGGAUUUCAAUAGAAAUUAGUAUUUUUCUAAAUUAACCAAUCGGACAACUGGUCCUGUUACUGCUUGGUUUAAUUAGCUCAGUGGAGCUAAUCGUGAAAGGCAGCUAUUGCCCAGAGACUUUUCAAUUACCUAUAAUUGGACACCACAGAAAGUCUGGGUUGAGGAAGAACGGAAAAGUUGUCGAAGUCUUCAGACAAAAGAUCUGCAUAUUAAGUUCUGCUUUUGUCUGUCAUAGAAUCACAUUAUUGAAGAAACUUAUAGAAUAGUACUGUGAUUUCAUGGGCAUUUCUACUGUGUUUUUGCAAAUGUGUGUGUUUUUUUUUUUUUUUUUAAUCUUCCAAUUUUUCAUUUCCCAUGUUUGAGUUCAAUAUAUUGCAUACUAAUGUAGUUUGUGGUCUGUAUGAUCAGGCUAGUUGCAUUCAUAUAAAGUGUUGUAGGUUAAUAGGUUUGCUUCUUCAGAGGUAGGAGGUAAAGCGGAGCAUGUCUCCCUUAGUUCCUUAUUGGGAUAUGUAACAGUGUAAUUGUCAGAGUUAAUAAACCAGAGUAACGGUUUAGAUUACUAGGUAACCUUUGAUUUUAGUGGGUUGGUGGCUGCUGUCUCCAUUAUCACCACCCAGCACAGUUAGCUCGUGCCUGCACUCAGUUUGGCUUCCAUCCCAGAUAAAUCCAUUACAUGCACAGUAUCACUGAUUACCCUGUUACCGCAUUAACAUUAAACAUGCUGCACAGGGGAAAAAUGCACUCAGAGGGCUUAUAGUCUUGUGCAAUAUAUCCUUUAUUUCUGCAAAGGUACAGUCAACGUUUCAGUCCAACUUGGACUUUUUUCAGAGGUUUCAAUGCCCGUCUGUUAUAUAUAUUAUUUUUAAUAGCAACACAAAUGUGCAAUCUGUGUUCUUUGUUUAAGGAAAUGUAAACAUUAUGUGCUUUGUUUCAUCAUCAGAGUCUGAAACUUCAUUCAAUGAGCCAAGUUUUCCCAGAGGAUCUGUAGUACAGAAUGGUAAUGAGUACCAGCCGACAGAGGAGAGCACUGCUCGCAAGCCACGUCGCAGAGCCAAGUGAGUGCUAAAAAAAUAUAGGUUGGUGAGGUCUGAAAAGAAACGCUUACUUUUCAAGUCAUGUAGAACCAUUUGAGUACCUUAGAUAUUGGAGAAUUUGUUCUGCACAAAAGGGCAGCCAGAGCAAUUAAAAAGACUACAUCAUCUUAAAAACUGUCUUUCCCAGCUUGUCUCCCAUUCCCAUUCUAAGAUAAGGUAGACACUGUAUGUUUCCCAUAACCCCUGUGUAGCUUUUUCUUGUUAAAGCAAAUGGGAAAUUUAACUGUAGUUUAUGGGAUACCUACAGAAGUGCUUGCAUGCAUGCAGCGCACAAAUAUAGACGUUGGUGUUGGAGGAAUCUAAACGCAAUGCAAGUAGCUGGUAGCUCUCUGUGUAUACACAUCCACCACUGUUCUUUCUUUCAAUGCAGACGUUUAUGGCAUACUUGCUUUACUAGAAUAAAUAAAUAGUGUACAAGGAUUGGCCUACAGCCAAUAGUAGUAUUUCUGCAAAAGGAACAUUGUGGGUGAGAAUUACCUCUAAUAUUUAAAAGGGGAAAAUGUUAUUUAAUCCACUCUGAAUUGUUCCUGUAACUUGGUUGCAUGUGAUAGAUCUUCAUUUACUAUAUGUACAUUAUGUUUGUAUUAAAUAAACAGUGCAUACUCCAAUAUAUCCUGCUUUUAGAUUGUGCUUAUUAUGUUGGUACACAUGUUACACAAACUGACUAUCCCAACCUUGCAUUGAACAAGGAAAUGUCUCUAUGCAGUUUAGUUAUCGCAGAGUUGAAUAUGAGCCUGUUUUUAGUAGUAGGGAUAGAACAAUGAUCGGUCUGGCCGAUAUUCUGGAUUUUGGCAAAUGUGAGAGGCGGUGGUGGCCAAGCGCAUGCAGGGCCGGUGCGUCCAUAAGGCGGCCGUCUUGGGGCACACUGCCUCGGGGGACGCAUGAAUUGAGUGACCCACAGGAAGGAGGUACACAGCGCUCCCCCUACCAGUCUCAAAGUGUAGUGUGGUUGAGCGGAGCAGAGAGGACCGGAAGUGCUCACUGAGAGAGCACUUCCUGUUAGUCCUGCCGGGUACAGGAAACAGAAACACCUGUACCGCGGUCCACUGCGCUCGGUCAUGCUAAAAGAGAGGUAAUGAGGCACACCAGGGAGGGGAGAGGACCACUAAGGUGGACACACACACACCUUAAAGGACAGGAGGGAGAGGACCACUAUGGAACAGGGAAGGGAGAGGAACACUAAGGGACAGGGAGAGGAGGUGAGGGCAGAGGAACACUAAGGGACAUGGAAGGGAGGGGAGAGGUACACGAAGGGAGGGGAGGGGAAAGGGAGAGGAAUACUAAAUAUUCUUGAAACAAAAAAAUCUGACUGGCAUGUAUUAUUUUGUGCAUUUACCACUUAAUAAAAAAAAAUGUGCAGAAUUUUUUUUUUAAUAAACCUGUUCAGUUAACUGUAGAUUUGUGUAGAAAUGGUUUCUCUUUUCAAAACGGUAAAUGUACAUAAUAUUGUUAUCGGCUGUCGGUCUGAAAAUUUGCAAAUUAUCGGUAUAUGCUCUAAAAAAUCAAUAUCGGUCGAUCCCUACUUGGUAGAUAUAGUCUUGACUUUGUUUUUGGAUACAAUGAUUUGUAGGUGGUGUGGAAAAAUCAGAUAUUUAUGAAACCGCUGGGUAUGUUUCCAAGACAAGUAUUCCAUUAGUAGAAUUCCUUUAAUUUUACAUGUACAAAAAUCUGUGAUUUAUAAUUUACCUUAAAUAGGCUCUCUAAGCCACACAAUCACCAUUACCAUGGGUUAUUGCAGUAGUUAUAUUGCUAUAGACUUAUGAUCUGUUGGUUACGGUUGGUGCCCCCACCCCUCUCCCACCCAAAACAUUUUUAAAAAAAGAAUUUGGAGCAAAAAUAAAUAAAUAAAUGAUACAUGUGUAGCAUUAUAAUUCAAUUUUACAUGGUAAAAUUAUCAUUUUAUAAUUUUUUACCGGGAAGAUAAAAACUGUCAAUAGAGCAAAACAGGAUAUCUAAACAAGUGGUAAAAGGUUUAAUGAAAUAGAAUAUUGUUCUUUAAAGCUGUGAAAAUCUUUACUGUAGGACAAGCGAAUAGUCAAGAAAAUAUACGGAGACCUAAAAAAUUGAAAGCCUAUGUUCUAUUUAUCACAUGGUAGACACAACCACCUUUCUAGUAUGGUAAAAUUCAUUGUGUUUUGGUGCAGUGACCAUUAUCCUCUUCUACAGAAAAACUCGUCCCCCUGAGGAAUAUCCCAACGAACUUGGUGUCGAAGAAGAAGAUAUCAUUCCUGAUGGGCAGAUUCAGACACCAGAGCCACAUCCUGUAUAUAUAUCACCAUCCUUGGCCAGCCAGCCUGUGGGCAAACUGUUUGUAGAGAAGAAUCGUAAGUUUGUAGAAUUCCAUAGAUGAGGAAUUGUAGAUUUCAGCACUUUAUCCUGCAAUAAAAUUUCUGAGCAAAUCACUGUUUAAUUCUUAUUCCUUGUUGGGUUUUUUAUUUUUUUAUUUAUUUUUUUAUUUUAUAUAUGUACAUUUUUGUUACAGCAUUGCUACUUUUCUGCAACAUUCCUUUACAUUCACAUUGUUACCUGUUGAUUUCAGCAGGGUUUGUGGGACAGUGUCUCGAUGUAUUUUUCUCAACCUAGUGUUCUCAUUGCUAAUUUAGGGAGGUUUCAAGCAGCCAGUCGAUCCAGCAUCAUUAAAACUGCCGACAAAGUGGAUGUUUUCAUGGAUGUUAAACCAACUUGGACCAGUAUGGAUGUCUCUCUUUCAGUACACCGAGUCUUCAGGUAUAUGUGAACACAUUCGGUUUGGUUUCUAUUAGCAGAAUAAUAAGCAAUGUGUCUAACCUCGAGCCUGAUUUGCAGGGUGAUCGGGCUGUUUAGCAGCGGAUUUCUCGCGGGUUACACCGUGUGGAAUAUCGUUGUGAUCUAUGUGCUUUCGGGUACCCAGCUUUCCUCGCCUUCUAACUUGCUCCAGGUUUACAAAGGACUGGCAUAUCCAUCCCAGUGCUUCUUAUAUUUCCUGUUGGCUCUCAGCACCAUCUCAGCCUUCGACAGGUUGUUUACUUUAUCAGUAAGCCUUUGUUCUUUUAUAUAUUUACUUCUAAUGUUUUUAUUUUGGUCAGCUAAUAUUAUUGUACUUUUAUCAUUCUAGGAUUGAUCUGGCAAGCGCCUCAGCUGCACUGCACCGAUUUCUUACACUAGAUCAGUCUGCUGUGGCUUCCUUCUGUAAGUGCUCUGCUUCUAAGUCAUCCCCAAAUUAUUGAUUUAUCUAUAUAUUAUUUUAAUUUUAAAGGCAAAUCUGUGACUAUGAAAUAAUUGUAAUAUGUUAUUGAUGUAUGCCUUUUAUGCAUGGUCUUAUUUAAGACCGAUUAUUUAGCAUUUGUGAUAUUUGCAUUUUCGUUUAAUUCUCUUAUCUCAAGUCCAAUUUGGAGAGAUUAGUUUUUUGUAUAACAUUCUGCUACAGUUCCACAAUUUUCUACAAUCUACAAGAUCCAGUGCAUGCACUCACUCACUAAAGACCAACUUCAAAGUUCAGAAAACGCCUAACAAAAUAAAAAAAUAAAAUAAAUAACCAGGAUCUAAUUAUCAUUUAUAAUUAAUAAAUGAUCAUACCUUGUGGCAGGCUUAUAACAGCAGGUAUUAGUGUGCUAGCAUAGGAUCUUCCAAAAAUGGGGUACGUUGACGUACAUAACAUGUAUGAUCAUGUACAGUAACUAAACCCCCAUUAUUUUCAUUUAAAAAAAUAAUAAUUUGUUUAAAAAGUUUGUUUUAACUACAUUUUAUGAGCUUUAUUGGGGUUGAGAGAGAGAAUUUUAUUUAUUUAUUUUAUUAAACUUAUUGUAGUUUUAGUGCUGUCUUCCAGUUUUCUGUCAUACUCCUUUUGGGAACAGUUUGACAAAAAAACGAUCUCUCCUAAGCACCCAUAGUGCUCCCCCUCUGCAGUUAUGUGGAACACACACAAUUACAAAAAAAGAAUUGCAUAAAGUUUGGGGUAAUGCCUCUCAAAGAGUCCGACAAAGAGCUAUAGUCAGGGCCAGAUUAAGAGCCCAGUGGGCCUGGUGCUGACAGUUAUGAUGGGGCCUAAUUACAGAAUCUUCUCGACCAAAAACACUAAAACAGUCAUACCUCCCAAGCGUCAUGUAUCUGAUGGAGAUGGUGUUGGAGGGAAACUCGAAGGAUGCAGCUAUAAGAAAAUGCUGUAUGCUAAUCUCUUUAUCUAAUUUAUGCUUUCAUCUUUCAAGUAAAUCCAUACCCUCUAACAGCAGUGUCCAGUGAAGCAGGAAGUCAAUGGGCGGGGUAAAAGGGUGGGUCACUGACGUGAAUCACGUGACCAGAACUGCCAAAAGGGGCGAACAUGCCAAAAAAGGGGGCAUGUCUGUCCAAAGAAUUGGAAGGCCAGCCUAGCAUCAGUGUCCCCUAGUCUCCCAGUGUCUGUGUCCUCAUUUGUCCCCAUGUCUCAAUGUUUCCCUUGUCACUAGGAUACUAGGGGACACUGAGAGACAUGUGACCAUAGUGGGACACCAGGGGACACUGAGACACUUGGGGACACCGGGAGACAUAGGGGCACUUGUGGAUACAGACAUGGGGACACUGGGAGACAUGGGGACACAGACACUGGGAGACUAGGGGACACUGGGAGACAUGGGGACACUGAGAAACUAGGGACACUGGCUGGGAGGCAUGGGGACACAGACACUUGGGGACACUGGGAGACAUGGGGACACUGAAAAAUGUGGGAGCACUGGGAGACUGAGACACUAGGGACACUGGCUGGGAGAUAUGGGGAUACUGAGACAAUAGGGACACUGGCUGGGAGACAUGUGGACACUGGGAGACAUAUUUGGGGACACUGGGAGACAUGGGGACAAUGAGACUCUAGGGAUACUGAGAGACAUGGGUACAUAGACACUGGGAGACUAGGGGGCAGUGGGAGCCGUGGGGACACUGAGACACUAGGGACAUUGGCUGGGAGACAUGGGGACACUGGGAGACAUGGAGAUACUGUGUCCCUAGUGUCUCCGUGUCCCAAUGUUACUCCAACCACUGUGUCUCACAGUGUCCCCAAGUGUCUGUGCCCCCUAGUGUCUCAGUGUCCCUAUGUUGCCCUGCUGCCUCCCCACCCCCAUCCUUCAUUUCCCAGCCUUUCCCCACAUCUUUCACUGGGAGACAUGGGGACACUGAGACACUAGGGACACUGGCUGGGAGACAGAUAUUUGUGGACACUGGGAGACAUGGGGACACAGACACUGGGAGACUAGGGGACCCUGGGAGCCAUGGGGACACUGAGACACUAGGGACAUAGGCUGGGAGACAUGGGGACACUGGGAGACAUUGUGUCCCUAGUGUCUACAUGCCCCAAUGUGUCUCCCAAUUUCCCUAUGUUUACAGUGUCCUCUAGUUUCCCUGCUGCCUCCCCCCUCCCCCCAUCCUUCACUUCCCUAAACUGUAGUUUGUCUGCAGACUGGGAGCUGCUGUCUGAACUCUCUGUGCUGUGUAGUUGCUCCCCCCGUGGAUCAGUGAGUAGAGAGAGGCAGGGAAGAAUAUGCUGUAACUUCCUAUCCCUGCCUCUCUCCACACACAGUGACUCCUACUGGCUGGUGCUGGUAUUGCAGAGUAAUCUCCAUUUAUACUGAGAAAAAUAUCUGCAUUUGUAUUGCCAGUAUGACUGCAAUAUUGGCACCAGCCAGGCAGCCUCAAAUACUGGCUCUGCUGGUAAAAUACCAGUCAGGUGGCAAACCCAAGAGUAGUGUGUAAAAAAUAAAUAAAUAAAUAAAUAAAUAAAAUAUGUUUUUAAUGGGCCUGGGCCUGGGCCUGGAGCUGCAGCUCCAUCAGCCCCUAUGUUAAUCUGACCCUGGCUGUAGUGAUUAUGGUCCUUGCUAUGCCCCUUUAAUAAAUGCUUCCUGAAUGACCUGUGAUUUGUGGCAAUAGUUCAUAUUUAUUUAUUUUAAAUCUUUUAGUGUAUUUUGCUGCAAUAAUCCUGGCCCUAAGUCAACAGAUGACAAGUGAUCGGAUUAACUUUUACACACCACCAACCGAGAAUGGCAGCUUAUGGUAAGAAUUUUACAAUGGCCUAAAGACGUUUCCAUAAAUAUGUUUCCUACAAACUGCAAUGGCCGAGGUUCUCUGCACCUUUACUUUAGAAAAUAAGUCUACAGUUCUAUAUUACAGAACCUUGCGCAAAUAAUAAAGAAGUUUACUGCCUGAACAGUGAGUUGUUGUCCCUUGAAAAUCAGCUUUCAAAAUUAAGGCUAAAUGGCUACAAAUUCCCAUUUUUGUUGAUUUUUUUUCUUGGGAGAUUGUAUAACAUUCUGCCAUUUUAGCUUAACAUUUUUUAGUUGCUUCUCAGGUAUUCGGAGUGUAAUAUUCAGCCAUAUUGAUUUCAGGUUCCACAUUGGCAGUAUCAGCCACUACAAAAAUAAUGUGCAGAUACAUUAACCUCGGACUAACCUUUUAAAUUGGUGAUAAACAUUCAAACAAACAAAGUGUGUUAAGAACCAGUUGGUGAAUCAAAGCUUGCUAUAUACAAGGAUUUGCUUUUGCCCAUUUUUAAACUCCUAUUUUAUUCUUGAAAAGGAAAAAAAUAUAUAUAAAAAAAGAUUAUUCAUCUCUAGAUUACUUGAAAUGUAGCUGUCACAGAUAUAUUAUAAGCAAAGUGCUGCUAUAAUAAGCAUCCACAAGAGGGAGCUUGUUCAUAUGAGAGCAAAUGCCUUUUAGGCAAAUAGCUGAACUUUUUACUCCAACCAAAACAUGGGUUUUGGCUGGAGUAAACCUUGGAGUCAUGAUACUCCCCCUCACUCCCAUUGAAAUAAAUAAAUAAAAUAUUACCUUUAAAUCCCACACUGCCGGCAAGUUCUUCUGGCAGCCUGAUUUUCAUCUGGUGACCUCACUUCCCCUCUCUUCAGAGGGACGGGCUGAGGGAAGACUUGGAACAUAUCACUAAAUUUCCCACUGUGCUUUAUGGUUGGCUGAGUGUUGUGGACAUUUUAGAUUGAGGACAUCUAAAGUGCCAAGAGCUUCCACCAUGGUCAAAUGGUCAAUGCUCUGCUUCUCUAAGAAGUGUCAAUUCUUCUUUAACCUCGGGUCCUCCUUCCUUCACCCCAUUAAAUGCUAUUGAAUUGUUUUACUUGGGAAAUCAGUGCAGCGGAGGGAAUUAUAAAGCACAUUUACCUCCGCAUUGCUUCCAGAGGCAGAUAACGUGAUUGAUUCAUGAUGUUUGGGUAGUCCAGGUUGUGCUCCAACAUUCCUUCCAAUCAAGUGGUGCUGUGAGGGUGUCACGCACACAUACAUCGCUCAGAUAAAUUAAUACUGUAAUAUGCAGACAACCAAUACUGUCACUCCAGGAAAGCUAGACCAAAGACGGAUAUCUUUCCUCUCUCCCCUUGCAGGACGUUUAUUAGAAUGUCUUUGAAUAUCCAUGGACACUGUCAUAUUAGCACGGCAGGUUUACUUUAAGAAGCCUAUUCAGGAGUAUCAUAACACUUCUUGCUCAAAUAAAGUGCUUAUUUUUUUUUUCACACUGAAGACCGAAGCUCCUCUGUGUUUGUAAUAUAGCCUCAUUAAUAAUGACUGCUGCUGUUUUUUGUUUUUUUUUCUCCUCAGGCAGGCAGAUACUGAAACGCAGAUCCUUCAGCCAUGGAUCGUGGUAAAUCUGGUAGUUGCUCUUUUGGUUGGAUUGGCCUGGCUUUUCCUGUCUUGCCGUCCAGAUCUAGAUCACAGUGAAGGUAUGACAUCACUUGAAAUAUAGUGAGAUUUACUGUAAAGCGCUCUGAUGAACAUGCUAGAAUUUAUCAUAGCUACAGUUGUACAGUCUGCUGCUUCAAGUGAACCUGUUGUAAAAAAAUAAAUGUACCUGAAAUUGCUCUCCUAUACAUUGAAUACAACAUAUAUUAUAAAGUAUUCAGUGUAAAAAUAUAGAGAAUUCUUCACCUUUCCUCCGUUCCAGCUCUGCUUUGUUGACAUUACUCAUGUUACAACCACCCCCAGACUUUCCUCCGUUACCACCUGUUGUAUUCUUUUGUUUGCCCUGCUUGGGGAAGCAAGGAACACCUUCGUUCCUAUAUUCCUUAGCCAGCCCUAGAAAACCAGGCAGGGAGUUUCCAUAGCAACCACAAUGCAUGUGCUGUGGUUGCUAUGCUUAGGAGAGAAGAAAGGCCUCCUGUGGUCAAUGCCUAGGCAUGGACGAUCGGCUGAGAGAAAAGCCCAUUGUUAAAUAGUUUGUUUUUCCCUCUAAAAAUAUAAAUUUUCUAGCACAAUGUAGAUAGGAUUUUAUGCACAAUAUAACGUACCAUAAGCCAUCAAAUGCUUCCGAUACUUGGAAUGCCCCUCUUAAUGUCAGCAAUUGCUACAAAGUAGCCAACAAAAAGCAAUAUGAUAUCCCAACAUUGUACCAGACAUUAGCCAAUCAUUUGCUGUGAAGAAUGUGGUUGGCAGUUUGGGAAUAGUUUUCCUAACUACAUUCAUCAGAGUUUAAAGGGAUUAAGAUCUAAUACAACCAGGCAUGCAUUAUUUCUGAUAUUGAUAAAUAAAAAGCAUGACAGAGUGGACAUUAAAAAUUUAAUGUAUAGCGUUCUACUGUAUUUUCUUUCUUUUUUUUUAUAUAUGUUCUACUAUGCUUUGCUAUACAAAAACCUAUGUAUUGUUUAUUUAUUUCCCCAGAGGCCAUUUUUGUAUUUGAAGAUGAGGAACAGCAAGACAUCGAAAAAGGGAUCAAAAUUCAAGCCUAA
Molecule: messenger RNA, 19185 nt
Organism: Pelobates cultripes (western spadefoot toad)
Lineage: Eukaryota; Metazoa; Chordata; Amphibia; Anura; Pelobatidae
Source: the annotation of a GenBank genome assembly